Zea mays is the source of this 2589-nucleotide messenger RNA. RefSeq lists its product as uncharacterized. NCBI's taxonomy places the organism in Eukaryota, Viridiplantae, Streptophyta, Magnoliopsida, Poales, Poaceae. Bases 981 to 1805 code for a protein of 274 amino acids. The record is from RefSeq and is a predicted model, not a curated record. The transcript has 3 exons.
UGAUGAAUCAACUCAUUCCAUUCCACAAACCAAACAAAAAUAGUGAGGAGUGAGAAGAUGAUGGACUAGCUCAUUCCUUAAACCAAACACCCUAGUAAUAAGCACAUAACGAAGCAUCUACGAUGGACACGUAGAGACACAAAAUAGUCCUGUCCAUUCCUUUCAGGUGCCUUCUUACUAUGAGGAUGCCCAAAAUCGAUUGGAAAAAGGAGAGAGAGAAAGUCCGGAGACCGUUGGGAUCAGAGGUUGGCGGCCUAUUGUUGUGAUCUAACCACAGGUCCUAAUCACACAAUAAAUUAAGGCACCAGCACUCCUUGCAGUCGCAAGAAGACCACCCCACCUCUUCUUUCUCCUAGAAAACCCCUUGUAUUGAGCCACCUUUUGCCUGUUACAUCAUGGUGGACAUUGGAGGACGCAUGAUGCAUGGGCACUUGGUAUUGGCACCGAUUCCCUAUCCCCUGCUCCAACUAAAAUCCACUCUCUCUGCUAGCCUGCCUCUAGCUCUAUCUCUCUCUCUCUCUUUUCUCUUUUCUUUUCUUUUCUUUUCUUUUGUGGUUUUAUCUCUUCUUUCAUUCAGCUCACAUACAAACUUAGAUAUUUUUAUAUUAAAAAUAGUUGCGUAUGAGAAACCAAAAGGCGGGAAUGACUUGGCGGGGAGAAAUACUGACCACUUAGAAUUGGCUACUCCUAUCACAAGCCACAUGAGUCUGUGCCUAAUUAAACGCCAUUGCUCCUAAUCCCCUUGCUUAAAGUAAGACAACGCAAUCCUUCCUCACCCUCCUCUCUCUCUCUCUCUCUCUCUCUCUCUCUCUCGGCCUCCGUCUCGUUGCUUUCUCUCCGCCGCCUCCCCCACGCGCCCCCGCCCCUCCCCUCCGCUCUUUCUUUCUCCUACCGUCGUUAACUCUCCGUUACAUCACCAGCCUCACGCCGUCACGUCAACUUCCGCCACAAAAAGCACCCGCCCCUGCCCAGCCCCAGCCAUGUCCACCGCCGGCGACCCCGCCGUCGCAGCAGCAGCAGCUGCGGCAGCGGCCACCCCGUCAGGUCGCGCGCCGAGGCUGCCGCGGUGGACGCGGCAGGAGAUACUGGUGCUCAUCGAGGGCAAGCGCAUGGUGGAGGGACGCGGCGGGCGCGGCGCGCGGGGCCGCGCGGCGGCGGCGGCGGCUUCUGGAGAGGCCUCGGCGGUGGCGGCGCUGGAGCCCAAGUGGGCCGCGGUGGCAGAGUAUUGCCGGCGCCACGGCCUCGAGCGGGGCCCCGUGCAGUGCCGGAAGCGCUGGAGCAACCUCGCCGGAGACUACAAGAAGGUGAAGGAGUGGGAGCGUGCCGCUGCGGCGUCGCGCGAGCCGUCCUUCUGGGCUAUGCGCAACGACGCGCGCAGGGAACGCCGCCUCCCGGGCUUCUUCGACCGCGAGGUGUACGACAUACUCGAGGGCCGGGGCCGCGCGAUCGUCGACGGCCGCUCCGCCCGGAAUGCCGCGGCGGAGCAGCCGGCGCCGGUGCGCGUCGACGAGGACAAGGAGGCGGAGGUGCCGGAGGCCGUAUUUGACAGUGGCCGCCCGGCUACGGAGGAGGCCUUGUUCUCGGAGGAUGAGGAGGAGGAAGAAGAGGACGCACCGCCGGUGGCCCCACCUCCCCCUCCACCACCAGUCAUCGCCGUGCCUGUAUCUGAGAAGCCCGAGGCAUCAAGGCAACAACAGAGUGCUGAGCAAGAUACCGUGCUUUCUUUGAAUGUAAUGAUUAGGUUGGAAUUUGGAAACCUCUCAUCGCGCUUAAAAAUGAACUUGACCAAAUCUAUGAGGAACUAGAUCUCAUUUUAAAUAAGAAGAAAUAGGCAUUCAAAUUCGAGUCGAAGAGGACUCAAAGCUAGAAGAUGAGGGUGUAUGCCAAGUUCCCCAAACCACCUAUCACCAGCUGAGCUAAGGCGAAGUUCCUUUUUUUAAUCUUGUUAUGUGCAAAGUGUUGCACCAGGUGGAAAUACUUAAACAGUAAACAAACAAGAUAUACUGAUGCGAUCUCUGAAGCAGGCACAUCGAAAGACACACAGCCUGAGCAAAGCUCCGAGAGGGAUGCACCGGCUCAGCAGGGAGGUCAAAAGAGACCGCGGACCGUCGAAGGCGCUGGAGAAGGCACGGCAGACCUUGAGAGCAAGCUGGUCGAGAUCCUUGACCGGAACAGCCGGUUGGUGGCUGCACAGUUGGAGGCGCAGAACCAGAACUGCGAGCUUGACAGAGAGCAGAGGAAAGACCAAGCUAACAGCCUAGUUGUCGUGCUCGGCAGGCUGGCCGAUGCCCUUGGCAGGAUCGCCGAUAAGCUAUAGUCAGUCACCUAGGUGUAUAUGUUGACAGAAAUAAUUACAGCGGGAAAUGUAAGUGAAUGUACAGAUUGGUAUAGGGCUAUUGGCAUUCGAUUCUUUUUCUUUUUUUUGGUAUUGGGAGCGGUGUUAUAUACUAGCACUCAAAUGAUGUGGGGACUAGCAGAAUUCAGUUGUGGGUGGAUUCUGGGGCUGUGUUAUAUAGGGAGGCGAGUAAUUAUUCUCAGCAAUGCAAUUGUGUAUAGUUGAGCCUUUUGUGAUGCCUGUGCUUGACUGCA